AUGUCAUACAUCGCGAAAACACAUACGAAUAAACAUCAAUGUAAUAAGAUGUCAUUGAAUUUAAACAUACCAGAUAAUGAUCCCUUUUCCAAGAAACAACCAAUUCGAGCACGUCGCAGACGUUUACAAGAAUCGUCACGUCUUGGACAAAGAAAUUUUCAUCCGGAACUCGAAGCUUUACCAUUAUUGAAAGAUACGCCUCCUGACCAGCAAGAUAAAUUAUUCGCAGCGAAAUUGAAACAAUGUUGUGUUAUCUUUGACUUUUCCGAUUGCGUCAGCGAUUUGAAGAGUAAAGAAAUCAAACGUGCAUGUCUGAAUGAAAUCGUCGACUACAUAACAGUGACAAGGAAUUAUUUAACAGAGAAUAUCUAUCCCGAAGUGAUAAACAUGGUAUCGAUUAAUCUCUUUCGUAUUUUACCACCACUUGGUUCGGAUAGUAACACAUCGGAUGAAACAGGUGCAGAAGAUGAAGAACCAACAUUAGAAGCGUCUUGGCCACACACACAAAUAGUUUAUGAAUUUUUCUUACGAUUUUUGGAAUCUCUUGACUUUCAACCGAGCAUAGCAAAAAAAUAUAUCGAUCAAAAAUUUGUCUUACAAUUACUGGAAUUAUUCGAUAGUGAAGAUCCACGCGAACGUGACUUUUUGAAAACGAUUCUUCAUCGAAUUUAUGGCAAAUUUCUCGGCUUGAGAGCUUUUAUUCGAAAGCAAAUCAAUAAUAUUUUCCUCAGAUAUAUCUACGAAUACGAACGAUUCAAUGGCAUUGCCGAGCUUCUUGAAAUUCUCGGAAGUAUUAUCAAUGGUUUUGCUGUGCCUCUAAAAGAAGAACAUAAAGCAUUUCUCGAACGUGUACUUCUACCAUUGCAUAAAGCACAUUCAUUAAAUUUAUUUCAUCCACAGUUAACUUAUUGUGUUGUACAAUUCAUUGAAAAAGAUCCAGCACUUGCUGAGCCAAUUAUCAAAGGUUUACUUAAAUUCUGGCCGAAAACAUGCUCAACUAAAGAAGUUUUAUUUUUGAAUGAAUUGGAAGAAAUUCUCGAUAUAAUCGAUUCGCAGAUAUUCAAAAAUAUUUGCACAAGUCUUUUCAAACAAAUCUCACGAUCAGCUACAUCAUCACACUUUCAAGCAUGUCCACCGAAGGUUGCUGAACGUUCAUUAGCAUUAUGGUCCAAUGAGUAUGUUGUGCAAUUGAUUGAAGAAAAUUUAGAGCAAAUUUUACCUAUUCUUCUCCCACCUUUAUGUCGAAUAUCUAAAACGCACUGGAAUACGAACAUAAUUACUUUAACUUAUAACUUAUUGAAGAAUCUCAUGGAUAUCAACAAAAAGUUAUGCGAAGAUAUUUUAAAUGCACUGCGAGAAGAUGAACAAAGGUCGAUGGUUAAAGAACAAAAUCGAUCGAAUCUCUGGAAACGACUUGAACAAUUAACUUCAGACAAACAACAAGAAUGA
This is a messenger RNA of Adineta ricciae, 1449 nucleotides long. Lineage: Eukaryota; Metazoa; Rotifera; Eurotatoria; Adinetida; Adinetidae. The record is from the annotation of a GenBank genome assembly.